This is a messenger RNA of Magnusiomyces paraingens, 1068 nucleotides long. RefSeq lists its product as uncharacterized. The record is from RefSeq and is a predicted model, not a curated record. The transcript is spliced from 2 exons. Bases 1 to 1068 code for a protein of 355 amino acids. Lineage: Eukaryota; Fungi; Ascomycota; Dipodascomycetes; Dipodascales; Dipodascaceae.
AUGUCCCAACAGCAACCUGCUCCAACACAACAACCUACAUCCAAAUAUGCGCAGACUUCAACCUCAGCAAAGCCUAGAAGAAAAGUAGUACCUGCACCAGCUGCAAAACCACCUCCAUCUCCACGCCAACACCGAUCCUCAUCUUCUGCUUCUACUGCUCCUCGUCCUCAAGGCCUUCAGCCUACUGGUGCUUAUGGAUCAGGCCAACCAAGCACUACAUCCUCAACAUCAUCUUUAGUCGUGACCUCUCCUUCUGCAGUUUCCCCAGCCUUGGUUCCUUCUUCUUCUUCUUCUUCUUCUUCUACUACCUCUGGUAUCAUUGGAACUCCUACUGCUACUUUACCAUUCCCUGCAGUACCUCGCCACCACCGUAACAAUUCAUCUGGGUCCAUUCGAUCCAUGCGCUCCUUUACAGAACCUUCCACAGAUACUAUAAAUCAGCCCACCCGAUUCCCAACAACACCAACCCCUGGAGAAAUUUACGACACAUUAGAGCGUGAACAAGAAGCCAUUGUCAACAAACUUCAAAAGGAAAUUGCUCAUUUACGUAAUGAACGCAGUCGCUCACGAUCUCGCUCUACCUCUUCGUCAACAUCUAUCUCACGCCACCCUUCCACACGCUCUGUCUAUUCCCUCAGCGAUACAGAAGACCAUCAUUUCAGUGGCCACAAAAAUAUUGCAAGCGGUGCUGGUCAUGCUGUUCCACCUGUAGCUUCUGCAGGUACCGCUAAUAUAGCAACCCCGUCUUCUUCUUCUUCUUCCUCAUCUUCCUCAAUUACUAUUGGAUUGACCCCUGGAUCUUCUGGAACCCCAGUCUAUCAACAAUUACAGCAAUCUGCACAACAGCUUCAGCCAUCACAACAGCCAGCAGGAUCUGGCAGUACCGCUGCAAGUUCAAUCACCACUCCACGCCCGGCGCGCAAGAGCUUUGGAUCUGUGUCAGAAGAUAGCCCAAUUUUGCUGAACCUUCGCAAGGAAAAUGACAAUCUCAAAAAACGGCUUGCCGAUCUUACCCUGAAACUUGCUGAAAAAGAUAAAGAGAUUGAAAGACUUAAAAAUGCCAAAUGA